Molecule: messenger RNA, 1579 nt
Organism: Pteropus alecto (black flying fox)
Lineage: Eukaryota; Metazoa; Chordata; Mammalia; Chiroptera; Pteropodidae
Gene: SMIM5
Product: small integral membrane protein 5
Exons: 3
Coding region: 162-398 (78 amino acids)
Source: RefSeq, a predicted model, not a curated record
GGCCACCAGAGAGGUGUCUGCCAAGGAAGGGAAAGGUGGCGGUGGGCCACGGAGAGGCUCGAGGAGGCUGCCUGGCAUCCAAGCACCUGCAGUCGGCGCCCCCCAGCUCCAACACCUGAGCUCCCAGACCGGCAGGAACCCCAGCGGGAACCGGGCUCAGCAUGGCAGCCACCAACUUUGUGCAGGAGAUGAGCCUAGUGGGUGACAGGCUGCUGCUCAAGCUGCAGAGGCUGCCCCAGGCCGAGCCCGUGGAGAUCGUGGCCUUCUCGGUCAUCCUCCUUUUCACAGCCGCUGUUGUGCUGCUGCUGCUGAUAGCCUGUAGCAGCUGCUGCACUCACUGCUGCUGCCCUAAGCCACGAGGCAGGAAGGCCCAAGUUCGGCCCAUGACCCCACCGUGAGGGGUGGAUGACCGAGGAGAGGAGAUUGCCGGACCCAUGGCCCAGGUGUCAGCCCAGCCCUGCAGCCGUCACCCCUCAAGACCAAGAUCCACUCUCCCAGCUCUGGCCCUGCCCAGGAACCAGAUACCGAUACCUGGAGGCUUAUCAGGGACAUAAGGACUGUCAUGGCCGCAAGACCGCCACCUGCCAAUGAACACAGUGCCAAUGUGGAGCUGACCGUCUCAAGGACCCAGUAAACCGCCAGGGUUCUUGGCCUACCUGCACUUUGUAACAAAACACAGAACUGGGGUCCCCAAACCUCGAUGGGGAACAGCCCACAUCUGUGGGGAGCUGGCCCUCGGGGUUAUGCUGACCCACACCGAAGAGGAGCCAGCCAAUGAGAGGGACUUUGUGCGACAGCUACUGAAUCCCAAGCUCCCUGCCAGAGAGGGGGCAUGUCCAGUAUCUGCCUGCUUUUUCCCCAGUAAAAGCUUUUUGGUUAUGUUUCUGCGGUGCCAGACUCCCCAGGCUGGGCUCUUGUGCCAGAAUUCCAGGGGUGUGGCCAGUGACUGUCCUUUCAGGCCUCUGCUCUCCCUGUGCCCACAAAAGCUGGAGAAACACACAGGCGAGAAUGCCACACGGGAGGGAAUGCAAUGGGACCAGCGCAGGGGGUGGGCAGAGAAAUUCCUGUCACGCACUAGUUGCUAACCAGCUCUGGCUCCCAGACACCCGCUCUGCAGCGAUGGAGGCUGUGUGUACCCCAGGCAGGUGCUGGCUCAGAAGUGCCGCUUAACAGUUUCCAUUGCCAUGAUUAACUUCACCCUGUACAUCCCAUGCUAGCAGGCUCAGGCCCCUGGGUCUUCCCAAACUUCUGGGGUAAAAGACGAGAGGUCAGGCCCCUAGUACUGCUCCGACCCCUUCGCCCUUUCCCCGUGUGUGUGCCAGACUGUCUGGGUCCAAAGCCUCGCCCCCCUCGCCCCCAGCUGUGUAACUAUAGAUUAGUGACUUGAUCUCUGGAGCCAUGUUUCUUCCCUGUAAAGUGGGCUAAUCCCGGUAACUGCCUCCUGGGGGACGCGCACGAGGAUUCACUGAGAUGACCAAGGCUGGGCACUUGGCACAGUGCCGGCAGAGCCCGAGAGCUCUGCGAACGUGAGUUACCCAUUCGAACGAGGGGCCGAUCCAGAGCAGUGCACAGGCUGGUC